AUGGAUGCAAAUGCAACUUCAAAGACUCAAACCAAGUCCAUCUCAAAUUUAUUGCUUGAAUUGGAUUUCACGGGCCGUGAACAACGUGUCCUCCCUCCAGUCACUUCAAAACAGUUUGCAGAUCCUGCUCUGCUAUGGACCCCUACAACAACUUUGCAACUACAGGACAGUGAAGAAGUUCAGAAAGAAGGUAUAGAUGAAGGUGUUGAAAAUGAGACAUAG
Sphenostylis stenocarpa is the source of this 222-nucleotide messenger RNA. The record is from the annotation of a GenBank genome assembly. Lineage: Eukaryota; Viridiplantae; Streptophyta; Magnoliopsida; Fabales; Fabaceae.